CGACACCGUUGCAUUAUAUGUUUAAAAUCAUUUUUAAAAUAAUUUAUUAUCUCAGGUAGAAUUGAGCGAGAUACUAGCAGUUGUUAGCGAGUUAGCUUGCUGAGAUACAACAUCACAAAUGGGGCGCAGAAAGUCCAAAAGAAAGCCACCUCCCAAGAAAAAAAUGACGGGUAACCUGGACACCCAGUUCACAUGCCCGUUUUGUAACCACGAGAAGUCCUGCGACGUCAAAAUGGAACGAACCCGCAACACAGGAAUUAUAUCAUGCAGCGUUUGCUUGGAGGAGUUCCAGACUCCUAUAACCUAUCUGUCCGAGGCAGUGGAUGUUUACAGUGAUUGGAUCGACGCCUGUGAGGCAGCCAAUCAGUAGUCAUGUUUCCCCUGUGAGCCUCCUUCUCUCUAACCUCAUCCACAUUUCACCCCUUCAAUUGGUCCGGUGAAUUGGUUCCUGUUCAGUCAGCACAAUGUAGCAAAAUUUCCCAAACAGUUGGAACAUUGUUUUUCCUGUAAGUUUGUGACGUGCUAAGUUUAGUUUUGCUACAGUGUGGCUUGCUGAGCAUGACACGUUCCUCUGGCUGGACCAGAGCACUGCCAAUGUCGUUUAGACUCCAGAGUCCAAACCUGCCUGUAUCAGUUCUCAAUGUUUUCAUGUCUUAUGUCAGUGAUUAGCUCACUGUAAGUGUUUUUUUAUUAUUAGAUCAUAAUUUUCUGUUUUUUGGACCAAACUGUCACAUAGUUAAGUAAAAAAUGUAAUCUGAUAUUUCCACCAGCGUAAAACAUUCCAUGUCUUCUAUCGGUAUUCUUUGUGUUUUAUGGAUGAUAUGAUAAUUCAUUUUUUUUAUAUUUCAACCCUGUCACUCACUAAUGCACUGAAAACUUUUUUGUAGGUUGACAUUUUUUUUGAACUGCCUUUUGUUUUUUGGACCACUAUAUAUUUGUACUGCUAGAUUUUAUUAUUUUCUUUUUAAAAAUCACAAUCAUGUAAUUUCUAUUUACACUACUUUUGUGUAAUUUCACGUCCUGUGUAUUUUGAGGUAAUGACAGUAAAUCAGAACUGUAUUUUUUAAGUGUUUUUAUUGCACAAAUGUCAUGUUUAGUGAAAGGCAUAUAGGGAAAAAAAAUCAAGAGGUUAGCAAAGAUGAAUAGUAUGAACAAUGUUGAAACACAGCCAACACAUUAAAGGUGAAAUGUUACUCAACAUUAUUGCCAUUCUGGAUCUCACAGAGUGGUAAUGAUGAUAAGUGAAUGCACUGUAAAAAAUCUACGUUCGCACAUUUGAUUGAAUAAAAGCAAUGUUUAGACCUUU
Messenger RNA from Thunnus maccoyii (southern bluefin tuna), 1306 nucleotides. RefSeq names its product ELF1 homolog, elongation factor 1 (gene elof1). The record is from RefSeq and is a predicted model, not a curated record. The coding region runs from base 119 to 370 and encodes 83 amino acids. NCBI's taxonomy places the organism in Eukaryota, Metazoa, Chordata, Actinopteri, Scombriformes, Scombridae. Gene Ontology annotation, biological process: transcription elongation by RNA polymerase II. Gene Ontology annotation, molecular function: RNA polymerase II complex binding. Gene Ontology annotation, cellular component: transcription elongation factor complex. The transcript has 4 exons.